GUAUUACAGUAUGUUAAUUGCUCUAGCCCUGUAGUGUCUGGAGCAAGGCCCUAUAUAUAUAUACCCCUAUAUAUGGUCUGGAGCAAGGCUGGAGUAAUAAUAAACACAGCCAGGAACUGACGAGUGGAGAGCUUUGGAUUACACUUGUCAAUUGUCAUUGAACAUAGAAGAUGGGAAAUGCAGAUUCUAAAGCAAGUUUCAGACAAGCUCUUUUGCAGCUCACAUCAAAGUCCCAGCCAGUGGACCCCUCCGAUACCCGUUUCUGGGACCAGUUCUGGUCCGAGUCGGUAGCUUCCGUUGAAGAUGUGUUCGCCCAGACUCCAGCCGCCGACAUCCGGGCGCUGCGUGAAGAGAUGCCGGCGAACAUGGCGACUGUCUGCUUCAAGGCGGUGGAGAAGCUGCUGAAGGCCUCCGAGACGGGAUGUUCCACGCAGCAGGAACAGCAGACAGUGCUCAACUGCGUGCGCGUGCUCACACGCCUUCUACCCUACAUCUUCGAGGACUCCGACUGGAGUGGCUUCUUCUGGACGAGCGCUCGGCCAGCCGGUGAGCCGCAGGAUGGGCCCGAGCCACUGCCGCUCGCGCAGACUCUCAUGGUGGCGCUUUGUGACCUGCUCUUCUGCCCGGACUUUACCGUGACGCCCAGCAAGGCUGGUGCCGGCGUGGACCAGCACGAGGAUGUGCAGUCCAUCGACAGCUGUGAGUACAUCUGGGAGGCCGGCGUCGGCUUCAGCAGUCCCGUCACCCACAGUUCGGCUCACGACAGCAACCGCACCGAGAUCCUGAAGCUGCUGCUCACCUGCUUCUCACAGACUAUGUAUCUGCUGCCCAGCGACGGGGCCCAGGCCGGGCCGAACCGCUGGGUGCAGUUCUUCACGUCUGCCGAGAACCGACAUGCCCUGCCUCUGUUCACCUCGCUGCUGAACCUGGUGUGCGCCUACGACCCUGUCGGCAUGGGCCUGCCGUACAACCACCUCUUGUUUAACGACAAACGCGAGGCCCUAAUGGAGACAGCCCUGCAGAUUCUCAUUGUGACGCUCGACCAUGACUCCACUGCCAGUCGGGCUGAUGACGAGCGCUCUCCGGACAACCUGUUCAUCAACUACCUGUCACGGAUUCAUCGCGAGGAGGACUUUGACUUCAUCCUCAAAGGGUUUACUCGUCUUUUGAACAACCCGCUGACUCAGACUUACCUGCCGCAUUCGACCAAGAAGGUGCACGCCCAUCAGGAGCUGCUGGUGUUCUUCUGGAAGUGCUGUGACUACAACAAGAAACUGCUCUUCUUCGUGCUCAAGUCGAGCGACGUCCUACAGAUCACGGUCCCCAUUCUGUACCACUUGAACGAGUGCAGAGCCGACCAGGCCCGCGUGGGUCUCAUGCACAUUGGUGUCUUCAUUCUGCUUCUGCUGAGUGGGGAGAGGAACUUUGGCGUCAGGCUGAACAAGCCCUACACGGCGGCUGUGGCCAUGGAUGUGCCCGUCUUCUCAGGAACUCAUGGCGAUCUGCUGAUCAUCGUGUUUCACAAGAUCAUCACCACGGGCCACCAGAGACUGCAGCCACUGUUCGACUGUCUGCUCACGAUCCUCGUCAACGUGUCUCCGUAUCUGAAGACGCUGUCGAUGGUGUCGGCCACCAAGCUGCUGCACCUGCUGGAGGCCUUCACCACGCCGUGGUUCCUGUUCUCGGCGCCCAACAACCACCACCUGGUGUUCUUCCUGCUGGAGAUCUUCAACAACAUCAUACAAUACCAGUUUGACGGCAACUCCAACCUGGUCUACACCAUUAUCAGAAAGCGUCAGGUGUUCCACAACCUGGCCAACCUGCCCACGGAUCACGGCACCAUCGACAAGUCGCUCAGCAAGCGGUCCAAGGCUGAGGCGGUGCGUCAACCCUCCCUGGACGGGUCGUCUCGUGCGCUGGCCGGCGCGGCGGCGGGGCUGGCUGAGCAGGGGGCGCUGAAAGCGACGCUGGCGGCCACACCGCGUAUUGACUCGAUGACAGAGAAGGAGUCAGCCCACCCUCAGCCGGUGAAUAUCGCCGAGCUGAGCCUGGCUGAACCGGCCGGGGUGAGCCGACCGCAGGAAGGCAGCACCUCUGACGCCGGCCACGAGGAAACGGGAGGCGCUGCUGCUGCCGCGGGACAGGCGGGCCCGUCGACCAGUUCCCCGGGUCCCUCCAGUCCCACCCCGACCACCUCCUCCGCUGCCACCUCCUCUGGUACCGGCCGAUCCGCGCCCCCGGAGCGCUGGGUGCCCACCAGCCAGUGGGUGAGCUCGUGGAAGAACAAGCUGCCCCUGCAGACCAUCAUGCGCCUGCUGCAGGUGCUGGUGCCCCAGGUGGAGAAAAUCUGCAUCGACAAGGGUCUGACCGAUGAGAGCGAGAUCCUCAAGUUUCUCCAGCACGGAACUCUGGUAGGCUUGCUACCAGUACCGCACCCGAUUCUGAUCAGAAAGUACCAGGCCAACUCGGGUACCACUCUGUGGUUCAGGACCUACAUGUGGGGAGUCAUCUACCUGAGGAAUGUCGAGCCGCCAAUCUGGUUCGAUACAGACGUGAAACUCUUCGAGAUCCAGCGAAUGUAGGCGUCUUAGCCUCGAGAGACGGAAGAACGUACUUGAGCCAGCAGCUGAUGACUCGUAUGCUUGAUACUGAGAGAAGCAUACCUGGCGCUGGAACAGAAGUUUACCUGAGAAAGAAGUUUACCCGAGAGAGAUGCCUGAGCCGAAGAUGCUUCGGACAAGGCCUGAAUGUCUUAAUUGUUAAGUGCAUCAAGGAGAUGCAAUGUGUGAGUCCUGUCUGCUGAAAUCUUGGAUCUCGUGUGUGGCAUUCCAGGAUUCUGGGGCGAAUAUAUGAUGCAUCAAUAUCUAAUAGGACGAAGCGGUGGGACGUUGUGGAAUAUAUCUGAUUAUCUAUCUAUGUGGCGUUGGAUCCCGGUUAUAUGGUUCAUAGCUUGAAUGUAACCUUGUAUGACUUAUUACGUGGAGUUCUGUAUGAAGGUCUAAGAUGACGAAUAUUAGCCAAUACCCUUAUUAGCGUAGGAAGAAACCCAUAUAAAGAUGUAGCUUAUUGUUGUACCCUACACCCUCAAGCGAUAAGUAUUCACCUACACAAGGUUAAGGGGCUUUGGCUCAUGUAUUUUAUAAGUGCACUGCUAAAAAUGCCUAGAAAUUAUAAAGCUAGAAAGUUCGAUGGAUUAUAUGAACAGUAGCAGCUUGGGACGAAUCUUAGCGUCACGAUGGGGAAAAGCAUGCUAGCCGUAGUGUGGGUAGCUUCCAUGUAAGUCACAGUUAUGCACGUAUACAGUUUUAUUUACGGGGAUCAGUAGUUAAGUGUGAUUUAUUUAUCCCACAUAGGGCAUGCAAUCAUCACUUGUGUAACAUUCUGAAAGGUCCAGAAUGUUAACUCAGUUCUUGGUCAGUGUUUUUUUUUUGCGGUUGUUUCCAUUUCCUUUUAUUUGUGCUGCUAUAAGCUACCUUUUUAUGAAUGUCAGGGCGUUGCCACUAUGAUAAAUGCUAUUAUCUUUUAUGAUUAUAUGCAAACCUGCUCUGGCCGUCGCAAGCGCAGUCAUUCCAUUUCUGUGAACCCAUGUGGUGUUAUGCUUUUAUUGAUCUCAAAAGAGGGAACUGCCGCUUUUAGUUCCAUGAUUACAGUUUCCCGGAGUUCUGGUGGAGAUGAAAAGUUUUCACAACCCAAAGCUUAUUUUAAACAUGGAGCAUGCAGGGUCAUUAAGUGUUGUGUCUCACUUACCUGCUAGAUAAUUACAUCAGACGACGUUUCAUUUGAGGCAACUGCACUUGAUCUCUUUCUCCAGUGACAAUAAUUUGAUUUUCAAGAUUACACCUUGCUUAGCACUGUAUUUGUUUCAUGGUUUGUCCUCUUCAUCAAAUUUAUGAAACACAAAGUGUUAAAUGCUUAUUUUCGCUUGGGUAAGAAUAUGUAGGUCUCAUGCCCAGUUUCUUUAAGCUCACUUCCAUCAUCCAUGCACUUGCCCAGUGCUUAUCGCGUGAUGAUAAAUGUUUGUAAAAAACGACAAUAUAUUCAAAUACACAAUUAAAAAACAGAGCUUUCGGUAACAAAUACCUUGAUCACUGAUCACUUGAUCAGUGAUCAAGGUAUUUGUUACCGAAAGCUCUGUUUUUUAAUUGUGUAUUUGAAUAUAUUGUCGUUUUUUAUAUAUAUCUGUCAUGGAUAACACACAUAAAUGUUUGUCCACACGUGAUCAUGAAUGUCGUAGUAUCUACAGGGGUCUAAACACGGUUCAUGUCUUGUAGAUUGAAUAUUGUUAUUUGAUCAGCUAACGCACACAGACUGUUCGUCGUUAAAAACCAUCUCUAUCGCACUGUAUGUAAUAAUUUCAACGACGAAUUUCAAUGCGAUAAAUCGUUGUGAAUGUAUAGCUUGUGUUAUGUAUGUAUGUGCUUCUGUGUUCUUUUAACUUUUUAUUGUGAUGUGUCAUGAUUAUAGGUAUCUUCCUUGGCACCUUUCUGGCUAUGUGAAAUGUGCAAUGAUAAAGCUUUAUUUUGUUGUGAUUCGGUGUCGGGUAGGGUAAGAAUAUAAAUAUAUUUUGUCGUACUGUUGUCGAA
Molecule: messenger RNA, 4583 nt
Organism: Amphibalanus amphitrite
Lineage: Eukaryota; Metazoa; Arthropoda; Thecostraca; Balanomorpha; Balanidae
Product: protein HID1-like
Exons: 18
Coding region: 171-2582 (803 amino acids)
Cellular component (GO): Golgi medial cisterna; membrane; Golgi trans cisterna
Source: RefSeq, a predicted model, not a curated record